AUGUCUUCACUUUUGGAUAAGUUUCGCAUUUGCGAUACGAUUGACACGAAUAUUAAACACGAAAUCAAAUUAUUUCAUGUUUUCGAUGACAGCAAUAUUAAAAAGAAUAUACUAUUUGUCACAAACGAUGACACCGUCUAUGGAUUGGGUGCUAAUGGUAGAGGAUGUCUGGGUUUGGGUCACGAUAAUGACGUCAAUACUCCUCAAAUUAUAAGUGAGUUAAGCGGACAACGGGUCAAACAUUGGGGUGAUAAUAGAUACCAUAAAUUGGGACAUGGUACUAAUGAUAAACAUAUUAAGUCACCCAAAUUGAUCCCAGGAUCAUCUAAAGUGAAAGAUAAAUCUAAUGAAACAAAACUGGGAUUACAAUCACAACUAAAUCCCAGCCCUGACUUCGACUUAGAGAAAGUCGACCCAAACCUCCGGCGCUUCAAAAAGGCCGGCAUUUCGGAUGAGCAGUUCAAAGACCCGGACACUCGCGACUUCCGGUAUUCCUACUCCAACGGCGGUAUUGAGGCCGCGCUCGAGGAGAUGAAGGGCUCGCCUCCUAUGCCGCCACAACCGUCCGAACACCAUAACAAUGAGCGCAAACAUCCGCCGCACCGCUCGGCUCACAAACCAUACGCCCCGUCGAUGCCAUCGGUGCCCACCGCUGCGCCGCCGCCCCUACCACCCCCUCCAACCAUGGCGUUAGCCGGAGCGCCCGUACAGCCACCUCCACCGCCUAUUCCUGGGCCCCCAAUGCCGCCGGCGUCUCGAAACAAUUUGUUUGAAAAUCAUUACAAAAACCUUUUCGUGGAGUUGUCGGAUAAACCUCUGGGUUCGGGAGACUUUUCUGAUAAAUACAAACAACGAGUCUAUAAUGAAGUGAAGAAUUUAGGAAAAGUUCGUUCAGAAUAUUGUGUUCAGUAUUACAACUCAUGGCCCGAAAGCAGACACCUCUACAUUCAGAUGGAGUUAUGUUCACAGAAUCUGCGGAAUAUUCUUGAAGUGAAACCACAGGUAUUUGGGCGACAAAUAGGAGAAGCCAUGGAUUGUGCCGAUGUUCAGUAUUUGCAUGAAUUGAAUCCACAGAUCAUUCACAGAGACCUCAAACCAGAAAACAUAUUAAUUGCUGAAAAUGUAGGGAACGGUAGAUUUGUUAAGUUAAGUGACUUUGGUUUGGCUACAGUUCACGACAAAAAUAUAAAUUAUAUGACACGUGAUAAACACACUACAGGUGUGGGCACAAUAAAGUACCAGGCACCUGAAGUAGCUCAGGGUAUAUAUGGACAUAAAGUGGACAUUUAUAGUCUGGCAUUAAUUGGUCAAGAUAUAUUUGAUUUGAAUUUGUUUUUCAUUGACCUUGAUAAUACUGAAAGCAUUUACUCCGGGAAUAAGGUUUUAAACACAAAAGUAAAUUCAUUGCAAAAUAUAUUGCUGUCAAUGCUGUCGACCCCUCAAUGGAUGCGAAGACCUGACUGUUCACAAGUUUUGCGUAAAUAUAAUGAUUGGGCUAUCAAUCGGAAUAUUCUUAAGGAUACAAUAGCCGACAGCGCCGUCAACAUCAGCUCAAUCCAGUUGUCGGGACAGACGGGUAGUGAGGUCAGUUGUAAUGGCUAUAACGUGGUCAAUUACUCGUCAUCCAAUUAUAUCGCUGUUCAGCUGAAUCCGCCCUUGGUCUUUUCGCUCACCUUUCGCUCCUACUACGUCAGCACUUUUACCAAUGUACACUGUUUAUUCACAUAA
Messenger RNA from Oppiella nova, 1728 nucleotides. The record is from the annotation of a GenBank genome assembly. NCBI's taxonomy places the organism in Eukaryota, Metazoa, Arthropoda, Arachnida, Sarcoptiformes, Oppiidae.